Molecule: messenger RNA, 1021 nt
Organism: Punica granatum (pomegranate)
Lineage: Eukaryota; Viridiplantae; Streptophyta; Magnoliopsida; Myrtales; Lythraceae
Source: RefSeq, a predicted model, not a curated record
AUUCCUCAGACCCUAAACUUCAACUUUGUCUCGACAAACAAUUGAUUUGUUAGCUUCACCUCAAUGGAGCAAGGCCUCGAGGGCAGGCUCUCAGCAGCGCUUUUCCUCACCUUGAUAAUCGUGUUUAGUACUACUACUACUGUUGUCCGAGCCCAAAUUAGCACACCAUGCACGGCCUCAAUGAUCACCAGCUUCACACCUUGCUUCAACUUCAUCACUGGAAGCAGUGGCAACAGCAACUCCCCCACCGAGGACUGCUGCGACUCCUUCAGGUCACUGAUGCGAACAAGCGUUGAAUGCACCUGCCUCGUCAUCACUGCCAACGUCCCCAUCCCUCUCCCAAUUAAUCGGACUUUGGCCAUCUCCCUCCCCCGUGCCUGUAACAACGGUGGGGUCCCAAUGCAGUGCAAAGCUUCUGGAUCUCCCUUGCCUCCUCCAGGUCCAGUCUUAUUCGCUCCACCUCCUCCAUCGUUAGCAGCUCCUUCUCCACAUAUAGUUGCCACUUCUCCAGACAUUGCCCCCUCCCCUCUCAGCCCUCAAGCUUCAAAAGCAGCAGCAGCAGCAGCAGCAGCACCUCCAGUACUGGCACCAGCACCGGAAUUAGCAUUUCCGCCGGAAUAUGAUAAUCCAGCUGAUACUACACCAGCAGAUGCACCACUAGAGCCAAACGUAGGGAACACAUCGGGGACUCCUGGAAUCCGACCCGUGCUGAACCCAACUUCCUCUAACUCGAACCCUUCUUUCAUUUCCGCACCAUGGUCACUCCUACUAACAUUAUUCGGGAUUUUUACAGUGUAUAAAUUCCACUGAGUAUGAUCAUCCCAAGUUGUCGUCUAUUAUGCUCGUGAAAUCAUUCUAUGUGUCUUCGUUUACAUUAUUAUUUCAUAAUUAAUUUCUCUUUACGAGGACGAUAUAGUGAUAGAUAGCGCUCUUCUAGUUUCCUUUAUUAAGUGAAAAUAUCGUAUGUCUCUGGUACAUAUGAUGAUCCUACUUAAUACAUCAGACCAUACUAAUUAAAAUG